GGCGUGGCUGUCGUUACAUAAAGUAGACGGUGCAGCAUCUUACAGAACGCAGCUCCGGUCACUGGUAUUCACACAGCUGCAGGGAUGGCGGCCUCUCUGCUGAGGAUGGGACGGCUGAGCUUCGUCCAGUGUUUGCAGGCUGAGAGCUGGAGACCUCUAAACAGAAUACCAGCAGCUGUAGCUUUCAGCACAAAAUCUGGAGGUUCCAAGAAGAUACAGAGGAAGACCAACACAGACAAAAAGCAGACUAAAACCUACUUCGAUCUAGAAAAACUUGUUCAGCAUAAACCAUACAAGAUCAACCAGGAAGCAGCUGCAGCUGCAGCAGCAGCAGCAGCAGCAGCUUCACCAGGAACAGAGGCCCCACCCACUGCUGCUACUGCUCAGCCUACUUCAGUUGCUGCAACAACACCUGUUGUUGAAGCAACAACCACUCUUGAACCAGUCUCUGAACCUGCUGCACCUGUGACUAAAGUUCCCUCAGAAUCUGUCCGAGCUACGGCCUUAGGGACGGUUACUGAAGUGGCGACCAUGGCUGAAAGUGUUUCUGUGGUAGAAGCUCAUCCAAUGAUUGAACCAGCAGUUCCAGUAACUGAAGCCUCUCUGGCCCAUCCCUUUGAGGUGGCAAAUGCUAAAAUUAAUGCUGGAAGUCCCCCUGAAGCUUUAGUUGCAGAAGCUCCACCACCAGUGGAAGCUGAAUCUCCCCCUGUUGAGGUGGUCCUGGAGCCCACAACUGCUCCUAAUGAAGCAGCCCAAGAGUCUGUUGCUUCCCUGGAGAAGAUCCUGGAACAUGCCCAUGUUGAGGAUGUCCCAACAGUCAUGGCAGAAGUUGCUGCUGAAGAAAUGCCCUCAGAGCCUGCAGUCCAAGAUCCUGUGACUGAACCUCUUCCUGUAGAGGUGGUUCUAAACCCUGCAAUGGAAGUAGCUUCACUUCAGGUGGCCUCAGAACCUGCAGCAGAAGCUCCCUCCGUUGAGGAAGUCCUGAAGAUCAUAGAGGAAGCAGCUGUUGUAGAAAUGGCCGUUGCACAAGCAGUUGGGCAGUCUGCAGUGGACUGUGCUCCCUCAGAGGAUACUCCAGGAGCCCUGGUGGAGGAUGUCCGCGAGACGAUAGUGAAGGCCACUUCCCAAGAGGUUGUCCUAGAGCCUACGUUGGAAGCUACCACUGUUGAGGACAUCCCAACAGUCAUAGUGGAACCCAUAGCGGCAGAGGUGGCCAUGGAGCCGGCCCCGGAACCCAUGGCGGCAGAGGUGGCCCCAGUAGUCAUGGAGCCGGCCCCAGUAGCCAUGGAGGCGGCCCCAGCCCCAGAAGCCAUAGAGCUGGCCCCAGAAGCCAUAGAGCUGGCCCCAGAAGCCAUAGAGCUGGCCCCAGAAGCUAUAGAGCUGGCCCCAGAAGCUAUAGAGCUGGCCCCAGAAGCUAUAGAGCUGGCCCCAGAAGCUAUAGAGCUGGCCCCAGAAGCUAUAGAGCUGGCCCCAGAAGCUAUAGAGCUGGCCCCAGAAGCCAUAGAGCUGGCCCCAGAAGCCAUAGAGCUGGCCCCAGAAGCCAUAGAGCUGGCCCCUGAACCCAUAGAGCUGGCCCCUGAACCCAUAGAGGUGUUGGCUGAAGUUUCCAUCACAGAGCAAAGUGUCCAGGAGUUGGUGAGCACCGCCGCAGACAUUACUGCAGCUGUGGAAGAGGAGCUGAAGGGACCAGUGGAACCAUCAGAGGCUCAAAUGGACCCAAUUCAGAAGCUUUUCCUGGACUCCAUACGCCAGUAUUCAGCAAAUAGCCAGGCAGCAGGGGGACUGGUAGGCGCUGGCUCUGACUAUGAAAAGGCUCUGGCUGAGGAGACGGCAAAGCUUCAGAGGUUGUACGGAGGUGGAGACCUGACUUCAUUCCCUGAGUUCAAGUUCACAGAUCCCCAGUUAGAUGAAAUUUCCCAGAAGUGAAGCAUUCCUUGUUGCAACAGAACUUUUCUGCUGUCGUCUGAGCUGCAGUUCCACCGUGACUUUCAGCUUGAUGUUGUGACGAACCUUCUCCUUCAGUUCCAUGUGAAGAUGGAUCUCUUUUUUUGUAGUGUUGUAGCUGAACCUGCAACUGUGAACUCAACUUUAUGUAGAAAAUGAAUAAAGACCUGUUGAUGUUUGUCAACUUCCUAACUUGUUACUUCCCUAAAAAUGUUGGUCUGUUCUUACUGUAAUGUUGCUUCAGUUCAUUGAGGUUUGAGCGAUAACCCCAGACCAU
Cololabis saira (Pacific saury) is the source of this 2221-nucleotide messenger RNA. RefSeq names its product fibrous sheath CABYR-binding protein-like. The transcript has 7 exons. The coding region runs from base 85 to 1926 and encodes 613 amino acids. Gene Ontology annotation, molecular function: proton transmembrane transporter activity. Gene Ontology annotation, biological process: proton motive force-driven ATP synthesis. NCBI's taxonomy places the organism in Eukaryota, Metazoa, Chordata, Actinopteri, Beloniformes, Belonidae. The record is from RefSeq and is a predicted model, not a curated record.